AUGAGGCCCAUUUCCUCCCACGUUAGCCCCUGGAAGCUGAGAACGGCGUGCAUCAUGCCCCCCACGCCCCCGGGGAAGGCUUUGAAGCGCGUCAUCAUGAUGGACACGUUGUUGGCCCGCCUGAUGUCAAUCAUAGUUGGGCGGCCCUCGGGGCCGCCAGCCACGGGGGCGGGCUUGGACUUGGAGGAGGACGCCCCAGCCCAGGCCGGGUUCCUGAAGAGGGACUCCAACAUCUCGGCCAUCUGGGGCACGAGGGCGGGGGCUGCGGGGAGGCUGCACCACACGGUGCCCGUGCGCCGGCUGAGCUUGCUCCAGUGGAACGUCCGAAGUUUGCGGACCUCAGCAUCCUGCGGCACGUCAUUGGUGGGGCGUCAACGGGUGCCGUGCGGGCGAGUGUGCGGGACUGGCGAGCCUCGCUCUGGUCGCGUGCAGGGUGCAGAUUCGGGAGCCCAAAUGAGCGCGAUGGCGCACAAAAGGAGGGGCCAUGAAUCCACGCGCGGUGCCUCUUGCAUGCAGCCGAGCGUCCCCCAACUGGGAGCCUGUCAUGCGCUGUGGGGCUGGGUGUGCUUUUUCAACAUAAUGUGGAGCCUGGCUGUCCACGGCGCUGCCCAUGGUCGUAAUGCCAGCGCGCGCCGCGUGAACGCCCAAUGGUGA
Ostreobium quekettii is the source of this 654-nucleotide messenger RNA. Lineage: Eukaryota; Viridiplantae; Chlorophyta; Ulvophyceae; Bryopsidales; Ostreobiaceae. The record is from the annotation of a GenBank genome assembly.